CAUUGCGCAAGAAACAAAACAACUAUGGCGGACGCGGCUACAUUUCAACCAGGAACUGGAGUAGCUCCUGCUACUUUAGUUGAGUUAUCUAUAUCCUGCCGAAAACUUAUUGAUGCUGAUGUAUUUUCAAAGUCUGAUCCAAUGUGUGUCCUGUAUAUGAUGGAUGAAAGAAAUAGAGGAUCAUGGAGGGAGUUUGGAAGAACAGAAAUUAUCUGGAACAACUUAAACCCAGACUUUGUCAAAAAGUUUGUACUGCAUUACUACUUUGAACAAAGUCAGAAAUUAAAGUUUGAAAUAUAUGAUGUGGACUCUAAAAGUGCUGAUUUGUCAAAACAUGAUUUUCUCGGUGGCAUGGAGUGCUCGCUUGGUGAAAUCGUGUCAGCUGGAACCAAGAUGAGUAGACGACUACAAGGCCCAAAGAAAGACAGCGGUAAUAUCAUUGUUGGUGCCGAGGAACUGAGUAGCUGUAAGGAACAAGUACAUUUUCAAUUUCGUGCCCACAAGCUAGAUAAAAAAGACUUUUUCGGAAAGUCUGAUCCAUUUCUCACGUUCCUCCGAGCUAAUGAAGAUACCUCGUACACAGUUGUACAUAGAACUGAGGUGAUAAAAAAGACUCUUAACCCCACCUGGCGGCCAUUUAUACUUCCUGUGAGAUCCCUGUGUAAUGGUGACUACGACAGGAGUAUAAAGGUACAGUGUCAUGACUGGGAUGCUGAUGGCGGUCAUGAUUUCAUUGGAGAAUUCACAACAACACUGAGGGAACUAAGUCGAGGUCCCAGCGAUAAAAAUGUGUAUGAGUGCAUCAGUGAAAAGAAAAGGAAAAAGAAAGGCUCUAAAUAUCAGAAUUCAGGGACGGUGGAGCUUAUGAGCUGUAAGAUAGAGAAAGUCUACACAUUUUUGGAUUAUGUAAGAGGAGGGACACAGUUACACUGUACGUUUGCAGUAGAUUUUACAGCGUCUAAUGGUGACCCCAAAUCACCCGCCUCGUUACACUACAUGAACCCCUACAAACCUAACCCCUAUGCUACUGCCUUGAGGUCUGUGGGUAACAUUAUACAGGAUUAUGACACGGACAAGCUUUUUCCAGCCCUCGGAUUUGGUGCCCGAUUACCACCAGAUGGCGUUGUUUCUCAUGAGUUUGCAUUGAAUGGUAACCCCACCAACCCUUACUGUCAAGGUAUAGAUGGUGUAUUGGAUUCCUACAACAAAGCUCUCUACUCAGUCCAACUCUAUGGCCCUACUAAUUUUGCUCCCUGUGUCAACCAUGUGGCAAAGUUUGCCAUGGCGAAGCGCACUGGUGACGACUACUUCAUCCUGCUUAUCAUUACAGACGGAAUCAUCACGGACAUGCCUCAGACUUGUGAGGCUAUAGUUAAUGCUGCCAGUCUUCCAAUGUCCAUCAUCAUUAUAGGGGUUGGAGAUGCUGAUUUUGAAGCUAUGGAAGUAUUGGAUGGUGAUGAUGUCAGGCUGACUUCACGAGGAAAGGCUGCAGAGAGAGAUAUCGUACAGUUUGUUCCUCUGCGUAAUUUCCUUGGGCGUUCCGGAGACAAUCCAGCAGCAGUACAGGCACGAUUAGCCAAGGAAGUACUGGAAGAGAUUCCAGAUCAGUUCCUAUCUUAUAUGAAGUCUCGAAACAUCAAACCCAAACCUCCGAUGAUGCGUCAGCUCUCCAUCUCUUCCAUGACAUCACUUCCUGCCUCUGAGCAAUGAAAGUGAUAUCACCAAAUCCUACAUGAUCUGCUAUUCAAUGAUGUCAUGCUAGCAGUUCUGUUGGUGAUAGCCUAUCAGUCUGUAACAUAACCCAGGAUUAUUGUUUAUGAACCAGAAUGCAUCAUUGAGAUACAUAGAUAUACUUUAAAAUCAUCUGUUAUUGUGGGCGUAGUAUUUUUGUUCAAUUCCUGGUUACUCGUAAUUCGCAAAUUCAUGUCUACGAAUUAGUGAAUUGCUUCAUAUUUUAAAUGAAUAUAUGAUAAAUAUUGGGUGAUUACAUGUGUACCAGUAAUCCACAAAAUUAAGUGCUCUCAGAAUAAUGGGUUUUUUUAAAUGAAUGAGCUCCACAAAAAUAAAAAUAUCCUGCAAUGAAAAAUGAGUCUGCAACACUAGGUGAUUGAUUAGAUAUUUAAUAGCAAACUUCACAUUUUAUGAAAAUCAGUAGCAAAACAUAUGAUAGUUAAUUGUGCUAAAUAAAAAAAUCAUACUUAUAUUUUUGGUCUUUUAUAAAAAGGGGGUAACUUCGAAUUUCAUUUAGAAAAUUUUUUAGAUAAAUCUUUUGAUGCUGAUUGUUCUCUCGUUUCUACCUCAGACUUUUAUUUACUCUUUAACCUUCAUAAAUCUUUCAUCUUGUUUAUAGAUAUUAAUGAAACAAGUGUGGAACGCAUUAUAUAAGAUAUUUUCAUUUCGUAGUUAGCAAUAAUUACAACCUACUCUAAGUACUUUCUGAUAUAUUAUUAGUGAAAAAACUAAAUCAUUUUAAUUUUCUUAAUAUGGAUUGGUAUUCUUUCCGCAAUCUAUCACCGCUGCAAUUUGCAUAAACUUGCCAGUAAAACUAUUAAUCCUAUAGAUUUCUGUACUCUUUAAAUGUAUUAAAUGUUUUUGCUAUUACUGUUGUUUUUCCUAUCACAUAUUGAGUUAUAAAAAAGAUCACAUUUAGGACAAGUUUGCGUUGUUCCUAUUCUCCUCUUUGUUUAUUAAAUACUGAAUGUUAUUGGGUACCGAGCCAUUCUAUUCUUACCUGCUGUUUCUGUUGUUCUGAUCUCAGGUUGUGCAUAGUAUAUAGUGAUUCAUUUCCUGUGUCAGAAAUGAGAUUUAGAUAGAUUCUUGCCGUUAGAUCCAGCCUUAUUGACAUUUAUUUGGAAAAUAGAUCUGAUCACUGAUUCAAGUACUUGGAGCGAUCCUCUAGACACUAAUCAGUCGAUAAUAUGUUCAUAAUUUUGGUAUAUGAUUUUAUGCAUUAUCAAGCCUUAAAAUUACAGGAUACUCUUUCAAACUCUGGCAGUUGACCUAUAUGCUAUUUAUAUGUUAAUAAAACCUUUGUUUAUUUACAUACCCCUACAUGGAAAACAGCCUCUUUAAUUUGAUAUGGACUUUAUGAUCAGGAGAAAUAAUUUACAGGUGGUGUUGAAGAAUGCAUUGUAUCAUGACUUCUUUUCUUCUGGUUAAUUCAGAAUUGUAUGAUUAAGAUAGUGGAUAUUACCGGGAGAUACAUUUUCUUUUUAAAACAUUCACGUACCAUACACUUUCACUUCAGACUUUCUGUAAUGAAGCAAUUAAAAUUGCUCUCUUGAAGCAAAACAAAAUUGAUUGUGUAUCUGGUGUACUGCCAUUGUUUGUUUCCUAUUGUUGUAUUUAUUUAUAAAUGUACAUAUUGACCCAUAAUGCCAGAUAACUAAAGAUCUUCCCCGUCUAGAAAAAACUAUCUCCUUCAAACCUUAACACUACAUUGUUCAGAACUCCUUACUUAUGCAAACACUUAUGUUAUCAUGAAUUAAUAUUCAUGGCAGAUUAAGAUAUAUAAAUACACCCUGACUAAAAACGCAAAUUAAUCUUGUAAAACUUACAGGAAUGAUAAGAGAAUAUGAAGUUAAAUAUUGUAUGGUGAUAUAAUUAGAUAUGGUGUGUUUAUAUUCUAUGAGAAGUAGUAAAUGUAAGCAAUCCUUAUAAUUAGAAAUAGUGUGUUUACAUUCUGUGAGAAAUUGUACAUGUAAACGAUCCUCAAACAUUGAAAUUAAAAAUGGUGUGUUUACAUUCUGUGAGAAAUUGUACAUGUAAACGAUCCUCAAACAUUGAAAUUAAAAAUGGUGUGUUUACAUUCAAUGAGAAAUCGUAAUUGUAAGCGAUCCUCGUGCAUUGUAAUUAGAAAUGGUUUGUUUAUAUUCCAUGAGAAAUUGUAUAUGUAAGCGAUCCUUAUAAUUAGAAAUGGUAUAUUUACAUUCAAUGAGAAAUUGUACAUGUAAGUUAUCCUAAGCUUGCAAUGUUAUAAUUUUGUCUUGUUUUAGUAGAUAUUCUCAUUCCAUUGACAGUUGUGUGUGUUUACCCUUGUGAUAAUAUUUAUUCAUGUUGCCACGGCAAUGAAACAUUGAUUGUGAUUCUGUGUGAAAUUGAUUGUAAUUCAUAUAUAUAUAUAUAUACAUGUGCAUAAUACAUACAUGUGUGAAUACGGUGACUUGAUCUGUACAAUAUUUACUAUGUUUACCUGCGAGUUUCUAAGGUCAUGAUAAUUUUUUUUAAGAGGACAUUAAUCUUUUUAUAUAUAAAGCAUUUUUUAUAUAGUUUAUAGUAGUGAGUAUUCUACAUUCUCUUGUUACAUACAAAUAUAUUUUAUUAACUUGUUACUUUGACCGUCAUUAUAGUGUAUCUGCCAAUAAAUCCUUGUCUGGUAAUAAGCCCACCCUCAGCUUUUGGAGUUUCAGUAGAAAUUCCAAUAGAUACUAAAAGCCCCAUGUCCCAGAAUAAAAAAAAAAGUUACAUUGGUUUGAACAGACUGGAAUUUUUUAGAAUGAGUUAAUUUUACAAAAUGUUAGUGCUACUAGCAUUAUCUAGUACACUGUCAAUUAUUUUUGUUCUAUUUUUAAUUAUUUCAUUUUUUCACAUCUUGAUAUACAGGUGCAGCGUCUGUGUUAGGAUGCAUUUGAAUAGGAUUUUUUUGUUGCGCUUAAGAUUUUGCAAAAAUCUAAUAAGAAUUGAGCAUUGUACAGCUUACACUGAGCCAGUAUCUGUACUACUGAUUCUUUUUAACUUAUCUGGUUACAAAUAUGAUCUCAAAGAUGAAUGGCCAAUACCUAGUCUAGAGGUUUAAACUCAAAGGUAAAUAUGACUUCUAAAGAGUGACAAUGGGUACUAAAAUAAGGGCUGUAAUUUCUGUUAAAACCAGAGAGAAUACUUCCAAAAGAAACAUAGAAUGGCGCUACCAAAUUUUAUCAAAACUUAAGAAAAAUCUUUAAAAAAUAAAGUAUAAAUGGUAAUUUUAUAGAGGGGUCAAACUUUGAUCAUCUCUGACAUGAAUAUCUAUAUUGAGUUUUGUUGAAACCAUUACAAGUCUGUAGAACAUCAUCAAAGAAAAGUUUUAAAAAUCAUUGGAAAUAUCCAAAUUGUGCAAUAUCAAACCUGGUCAAUGUAGUACAUCAAUGCCAAUUUUCUUUAACAUAGUAUCACUCAUAGCAGCCCACCUGGAACUUGGUUUGAAUUAGUUGAUGAAUUUAAAGAUAUAUAAACUAAUUUUUUUUUAAAUAUAAAAGUACAACAAAAGUCUUUCGGCUGAUUUGUUGAUAGAUGUGAUGAAGGAUAUCAAAUACGUUUACUCAGCAGUAACCAGGUAACAAGUGGACACCUUUUUUCUAUGUUUGUUGUAUGUCUUAAAUCACCAAUGCUGUUUAGUUUGCCCACAGUGAUAAAGUGCCAAAAAUAAAAAGUGCUUAUAUGUUAACAUGUAAUCUCUAGCGAAAAAGUUUCCCUGAUUGCUCACAGAGCUCAAAUCUGACAUGCUAUAUACCUAGGUACAGGUUUAAUUACACACAAUUAUUUCUUAAAUUAUGUUGGACAAACAUUAAUCAUGAUGUAAUGAUGAAACUACAGUUUUAACAUUGUUAGGCUUAUAGUAUGACUUGACGAAAACUGUUUUUUACAGUGUUGUAUUUGCUAGUUAACCUGUGUAUAAAUCACAAAAAGUAAUAGACACUGGCACCAAAAAAAACAACUUUCAUACUCUAUUUGAUAACCUGUUCUCUAGUAUGUGAUUUUAAUAAAAAUUACGUAAACAUACAAAUGUAUCCAGUUAAAGGUAUGUUUUAAUAUUAAGACCAUUCAUUCAUAUAUAGUUGUAUAUUAACCCUUUUUGAUAUACGACUGGUAAAUCUCAUUAUUGAUUAGAGGAGUCGUGAAGUGUCAGGUUAAUAGUCUCACAAGUAAUCUUUGUGACGUCAGUAUUGAAGACAUCAUAAGUAAUGGUGCUUUAGAUUGUAGAUUAUUUUCUGUAGAUCUAGCGGACUUAAGUUCAAUGUUGCAUUGGUGAUUGAUAAAGUAUGAUUGACUGAUAAUGACCAAUAGAGAGAUUAGUUACACCAUUUUCUGCCAUGGUUUGUUACUUUUGACAAAUUAAACCCCAUCAACUUCAAUAAAAUGAUUUCAUAUUAUUCUGACCUGUCAACUUUAACAGACCAAUAUGAAAAAGAAAAGCUGGUUGAACAUCAGAUUCAUUAAGACUAGAACUACACAGCACAGUAUGGUGAUUGAUGUCUACAGCUUCAGUGAAUAUUGACAUCUAUAACCUUCAGAUUUUGAUGUUUAACCUAUCUUUUAUGUUGGCCAUUAGGCUUAUCAUCAUUUUCAGGAUUACAAAUAGUCAUAGUUACUUCAGCCAAAGAUGAUAGUACAUUGUAGCAUGUAUCCCUGUAGACAAAUGUAUAUUGUAAUCUCAUACACAACAAAAUGACUACCAUCAGAAGAUUAUGUUUCUGAAGAAACUGAGAAGCAGACCACUCUGUGCCGUUUUGGUUGUGUUUUUUUAAAGAAGACAUUUUUUUCUCUAAUUUCUCAAGGUGACAUGUGGCGGGGUAUUGAGAAGGUUUGUCACCACCUCCUACUACUAGGAGAUCCCUCUUAAAGAUUUUUAAAAAACUGAAAGUUUUUUUAUAAGCUGAUUUGAAUAUACUGUGUCAAAAGUUGACCUUAACAUUGUCUAAAUCCCUAUGUUAUUACAUUGGGACUUGUAACCUUACAACAAAAAAAUUAUUUUUAUGGUCAAUUUCAUAGUAAUGAUGUUUAAUAAACACUAAAAAAAAAAUUAUGAAGAAGUAAUUUAUGACUAAUUAGAACUGCUGAUUAAUUGAUUAUUAUACUGAAUAACAUGAUCAUAUUGUUGUGAAGUAGAGUUACCUUAGGACAAAUAUAUAACUACUGUGAAUGUUGCCAGUAUAUUUACACAGGCCAAUGUGUUCCACUUUGAUUCAUACAUAGAUUAAUUUCUGUUCACAUCAGAUGUAUCAUAGUCAUUUUUAUUUUGCAUUAUAUAGAUUAACAUUUUACCUUAUCAUGAUACUAAUUCUACAAUUGUGACCCAUAUCAUAUGGUUUUGGAAGUGUUGUGUCUAAAACAUUUUUUUUUUAAUUACAAUGUAUUUAUGAUAGUAAAAUUUAUACAGAUGUAUGAUAAUAUGUAAAUUACAACAUUUUAUUUACCUUAUUGUUAUAUACAAACAUUUAUGUACAAGUCAAUAUUUCUGCUUUUGAUCAAAUUUUUCUUCAAAUUUCUACUAUUUCCAUGACACAGAGUAUAUCUCAUUCCAAUAUAAACUUCCUAUUCAUAAUUUUCCAAAAUAUACAUCUCGGAUCUUUCAAUAUGUUAGAACGCUGUAUGUGACCUCUGGGUCCUAUUUGUACAUUUCCUUAUUAAACUGUACAUUACCCACAAUCCAGUUAGCUUUCCUUACUAGAGACAAAACUUUCCUUUUUACAUAGAUUUCAAUUCAAAACACAUUACAGGGGUUACAUGAUAAUUAAGUGAAUAUUUUGGUUUGAUUGGAAUACAUAAUGCAUGUUCAAAAUGUGGAGAAUCAUUGACAUUUUCCCUCGCUUCCUUUUUUCUGGGAGGAGGUGGAAGAGUGAUAAUUAUGAUAAAAAAAGCUAUGUAAAAAUCUUUUUGUUUUUUUUUUUUAACUGUAUCAUGUUCUUGCCACUUGUGUUGCAUUUUAAAAGCUGUUGUUUUAUGUUUCCUAUUUUUCCCUCAACAAGAUCAUCCUUAAUUCUGCUGCAUGUAUGAAUAUUUAUAGCCAAAUUAAGGUAAGAUUGCAAAAGUUGAAUACACCAGUAUGACUUCCAUAGGAUGUUUUUGUUGUAUGAUAAUGAAUUGUAGAAGAACUUUGCAUCAUUCCUUUUUAUUUUCUUGAGUAGCGUUUCCAUUACCAAAAAACAAAAGAAGUGUACCAUUGUUUAUUGUAAAACCAGGGCCAUGGUGGUUGAGUGACUAAGGCAUCUGAUGACUAGCCCUCUAUCUCUUGGUCACAGGUUCGUGACCUACCUGAGGCAGUGGUGGCCAUAGGGCAAUGGUUUUUUUCUGCAGGAACUCCAUGGCAUUUUUGUUGGGUCCUAUUUUCCCUUUUGUUUUCAAAACUGAAAAGAAUUUGAAAAAAGAUACUUAAUCCAAUGGAAGAAACUUUGGGCUGUAGACAACAUCCAUCUUGUUUCAAGCUCAUGUUAAAAAUAGAAAACUUAAACGGUCGUAAAUAUCAACCGUUACAGUAUACAAUGGGUUUUCAACAAAUUCCUCUGCUGUUCACCAUGCUGCUUUCACUUUUGGCAAUUUCCAAUUUAUUUAAGAGAUCCUUUUUCUUGCUAAAAUGUUUCCUAUAUGGUACUGUCGCAAUGCUGAUGAUGAAUUUUCAAUGAUUUAAGCAAUGUUGUGUUCUCCUUAUUCUGUACCUGUAUGAAAUACUGAGUGAAAGAAUACAUAUUCAGUGUGUUUUUAUUGGUAGGAAAAAAGUAAAUGAAUGGUUUGUAGGGUUAGGAUUCUGCUGAUUUUGAAAUAUGAAUGAAAAAAUGUAUGAUCAAUUAUAGGAAUUAAACAGUUGAAUUUUUUAUCCUUU
Molecule: messenger RNA, 8575 nt
Organism: Ylistrum balloti
Lineage: Eukaryota; Metazoa; Mollusca; Bivalvia; Pectinida; Pectinidae
Product: copine-8-like
Exons: 21
Coding region: 25-1710 (561 amino acids)
Biological process (GO): cellular response to calcium ion
Cellular component (GO): plasma membrane
Molecular function (GO): calcium-dependent phospholipid binding
Source: RefSeq, a predicted model, not a curated record